Messenger RNA from Anopheles funestus (African malaria mosquito), 1206 nucleotides. RefSeq names its product ribonuclease P protein subunit p25-like protein (gene Rpp25). Gene Ontology annotation, biological process: tRNA 5'-leader removal. Gene Ontology annotation, molecular function: RNA binding. Lineage: Eukaryota; Metazoa; Arthropoda; Insecta; Diptera; Culicidae. The transcript has 3 exons. The record is from RefSeq and is a predicted model, not a curated record. Gene Ontology annotation, cellular component: ribonuclease MRP complex. Bases 152 to 1093 code for a protein of 313 amino acids.
UAGUUUGUUUUGAAUUAGACCCAACUCGUGGUUUUGUAAAAUACACGCGUAAAAACAUUAUCACUGAAGCAGUAAAUAACAUAAAACGUGAUUAAAGUGCAACAUUGCUGUAAUUUCUCGCGCGGAAAGGCGAGCUUUCGAAAGCGGCACGAUGAUGCACUACAAGAAAGGAAAGAACGUGGAGGAGGAACUUUCGAAGGAGGAGAUUCCGAUCGAGGUGUUACCGGAACAAUUUCUCUGGAUGCACGUUAAGGGUGGUUCGGCGGUAACGAAUCUGGUCGAGUAUGCAAAGAAAGCGCUAGAGGACGGAUCGCACCGUUCCGUGGUGUGGAGUGGUUCGGAUGGAGGUGUUGGCAAAACGAUAAGCUGUGCGGAAAUCUUAAAGCGACAAUUUGAGCUUCAUCAGGUGACACGGAUUUGUUACAGAAAAGUUGAAGAAUUCUGGGAUCCACAGGAGGAUGGUUUGGAGCAAAUCGUUGCCAAACGCAAUAUUCCUUGCGUGCACAUUCUAACGUCAUUGGAUGAGAUCGACUCGACGGUGCCAGGUUAUCAGCAUUCCAAAACACACGGUGGCUUCUGGACAGGAUCGGGUCUAAGCUCUUCCGACAGUCCUCGCAAGCGUCCGCAAGGUCAGCGACCCAAAGAGGCAGGCGAUAAGAAAGGUAACUACUUCACCGGACCUCAGCUUAAAAAGAAAGCGAACCGACACUAUUCCAACGGUGAUGAGAACCCUGGAACUAGUAAUGGUGCAAAUCGACAGCAGCAAAAUGCCCGUAAAGGGAAAGACAACAGACAGAAAGAUGCUGACGGAGACGGUGCCGGAAGCUCGCGGGGCAAAGGUAAGCCUAGGGAUGGAGACAAUCGGAAAAAUCCGAACGCUACCGAGGUGGGUGAAAAUCAUGGUGGGACAGAUGGAACUUCCAAAAAGGGCACAGGUGGAGUGGGCGGAGGUCGGAGGGAUAGAAAGAAAUCGGAACAAGAACGGAAAGAAGUUAGGAUGGACACGAGUGAUAAUACUGCGUCACGACAGGAAACCCCUUCUAACGAGAAAGGACAAUAUCAUGGGAAGGAUAACGCUGGUGGAGAUUCAUAAUAAGGAUCUCAUCUCUUGUGAGAAAUAUCUCAUUGUGUAUAAAUGAGUAAAAUUACACAAUAUUAAUAAUUGUCUUACUAUCCACAAGAUGACUUAAUACACACUGACAACAC